AGGCCCCAGUGACAUUGAGAGGCGGCGCUAGGCGUCCUCUGGUCCUGGGUAUUUGCGGAGGGCGGGGUCUUCUCACUUUCCCGCUUAUUUCUGGGUCCUGGGUCCGCGGCGGGAAUACGAAGAGGAGCCGGCUUCUAGGCCUACCUGGACAUUUCUCACCUCGAUUUGCCCACCGUUAUUUGGAGCAUUUUCUAAAUGUUUACGGGUGGUGUCAUUGUGUGUUUUUCGGAAACGAGUCAUACCUGAGGAGUAACGCAAUGGUGAUGUGACUGAUGGAGGAGUGGGUUUUUUCUCCUGGCCGAGCCAUUCUCUAGCCUCUACCCUCCUCCGCCACCAUCACCGAAGGAUUUUUUACGCGCAACUCUUCUGUCAGAAACUAGUGUGUUUCUUUUCCUCUUCUGUUCCUCAAGCCCCCCGCCCCUCCUCUUGUCUUCCUUUAUUCUGCGUUAACCCAUCUGGAGACCCUUCCCCUUCGCCUGCCGGCUCAGUUAUGGCGGAGAACGAUGUGGACAAUGAGCUCUUGGAUUAUGAAGAUGAUGAGGUGGAGACGGCAGCUGGGGGAGAUGGGGCUGAGGCCCCUGCCAAGAAGGAUGUCAAGGGCUCCUAUGUCUCCAUCCACAGCUCUGGCUUUCGUGACUUCCUGCUCAAGCCAGAGUUGCUCCGGGCCAUUGUUGACUGUGGCUUUGAGCAUCCUUCAGAAGUCCAGCAUGAGUGCAUCCCUCAGGCCAUCCUGGGAAUGGAUGUCCUAUGCCAGGCCAAGUCAGGCAUGGGAAAGACAGCGGUGUUUGUGCUGGCUACACUGCAACAAUUGGAGCCAGUUACUGGACAGGUGUCUGUACUGGUGAUGUGUCACACUCGGGAGUUGGCUUUUCAGAUCAGCAAGGAGUAUGAGCGCUUCUCCAAAUACAUGCCCAGCGUCAAGGUCGCAGUGUUUUUUGGUGGUCUGUCUAUCAAGAAGGAUGAAGAGGUGCUGAAGAAGAACUGCCCGCAUAUCGUCGUGGGGACCCCUGGCCGCAUCCUAGCCCUGGCUCGAAAUAAGAGCCUCAACCUCAAACACAUAAAACACUUUAUCUUGGAUGAAUGCGAUAAGAUGCUUGAACAACUCGACAUGCGUCGGGAUGUCCAGGAAAUUUUUCGCAUGACCCCCCAUGAGAAGCAGGUCAUGAUGUUCAGUGCUACCUUGAGCAAAGAGAUUCGUCCAGUCUGCCGCAAGUUCAUGCAAGACCCAAUGGAGAUCUUCGUGGAUGAUGAGACGAAGCUGACGCUGCAUGGAUUGCAGCAGUACUACGUGAAACUGAAGGACAACGAGAAGAACCGGAAGCUCUUUGACCUUCUGGAUGUCCUUGAAUUCAACCAGGUGGUGAUAUUUGUGAAGUCUGUGCAGCGUUGCAUUGCCCUGGCCCAGCUCCUGGUGGAGCAGAACUUCCCAGCCAUUGCCAUCCACCGAGGGAUGCCCCAGGAGGAGAGGCUUUCUCGGUAUCAGCAGUUUAAAGAUUUUCAACGACGGAUUCUCGUGGCUACCAACCUGUUUGGCCGAGGCAUGGACAUCGAGCGGGUGAACAUCGCCUUUAACUACGACAUGCCUGAGGAUUCAGACACCUACCUGCAUCGGGUGGCCAGAGCAGGCCGGUUUGGCACCAAGGGCUUGGCUAUCACAUUUGUGUCAGAUGAGAAUGAUGCCAAGAUCCUCAAUGAUGUGCAGGAUCGUUUUGAAGUCAAUAUAAGUGAGCUGCCUGAUGAGAUAGACAUCUCCUCCUACAUUGAACAGACACGGUAGAGGACUCACCCACCCAUUCUGGAAUGUGACAGUUCCUCUUCAGGAGACCGUACCAGGCGUGGGGGUGAAGGAGACACUACUGCUACCAACCCCGGACAGCCCCAGUCCCCCACCCCAUGACUUCCCUCUGGCAUCACCACCACUCCUAAAGCCCAUUUCCCCGAUUUGGCGGAAUUUUUUUUUUUUUUUUAACAAAACUAAAAAACUCA
Molecule: messenger RNA, 1986 nt
Organism: Dama dama (fallow deer)
Lineage: Eukaryota; Metazoa; Chordata; Mammalia; Artiodactyla; Cervidae
Gene: DDX39B
Product: DExD-box helicase 39B
Exons: 11
Coding region: 491-1777 (428 amino acids)
Biological process (GO): mRNA splicing, via spliceosome; mRNA export from nucleus
Molecular function (GO): RNA helicase activity; RNA binding; ATP binding
Source: RefSeq, a predicted model, not a curated record